Bubalus bubalis (water buffalo) is the source of this 583-nucleotide messenger RNA. RefSeq names its product colostrum trypsin inhibitor. The record is from RefSeq and is a predicted model, not a curated record. Gene Ontology annotation, molecular function: serine-type endopeptidase inhibitor activity. NCBI's taxonomy places the organism in Eukaryota, Metazoa, Chordata, Mammalia, Artiodactyla, Bovidae. The transcript is spliced from 3 exons. The coding region runs from base 58 to 426 and encodes 122 amino acids.
UGCAGCUUUAAGUUCCAGCCUCCCGGCCUCAGCUCAGAACACACAGCUACUCACACCAUGAAGCUCAGCUGCCUACUUGCCCUUUGCCUCACCCUCUGCCUGGUGGGCUUGGCAAGCUCAGGAGAGACCUCAGACAAUCUCAAACAAGAGGCUUCCCAGGACUUGUUCCAAACGCCCCCUGACCUGUGCCAGCUCCCCCAAGCAAGGGGCCCCUGCAAAGCUGCUUUGCUCCGAUACUUCUAUAACUCUACAUCCAAUGCUUGUGAGCCCUUUUCCUAUGGUGGUUGUCAGGGCAAUGACAACAAUUUUGAGACCACAGAGAUGUGUCUGAGGAUCUGCCAACCCCCUGGCCUUAGGCGCAGUACAUGGGAUCGUCAUUCUUCGUUGCAUCCUGCAGGACCGCUGGUUCCAGCAUGCGGGGUCUAGUUGCCUAACCAGGGAUCGUAUCUGAGCCCCCUGCACUGAGAGCCUGGAGUCUUAGCCACUGGACCACCAGGGAAAUCCCAUACUCAGCUGCAUUCUUAUGUCACACCUGGUGUGUUUACUGCUUGAAGUAAACUUGAGUAAAAGCAUCUUGACCCAG